AUGAAAAGAACAUUUACAUUUACCUUCAACAGAUUAAGUUUAAAAUUUGAAAAAGGUGACUUUGCCAUCUCAGUGCCUUGCACAUCAGGCGGCUCCUGCCACGAGUGGACGGGCCCAGCCGCCACCCACCUUCCCUGCCAUCCCCACUCCCCCUUUGAGCAGGUGGAGCUCCGCGGCGCUUUGCAGGAAGUCGUGCUGCAGCUCGGGAGGCUGCGGGACUUCUUCCCCUUCUCCCACACCACUUCCAACCUGGCGCUCACCACCUGCCGCCGCCUCCCGGCUUCAGCGACGAUAAGGGAGAGCUUACUCCACAUUGUCACCAUCACCUGCUUGAGACUUGCUGCGAAGGUCGGUGAAGAAGAGGAGUUAAUUCCACGCAUAAAGGACUUCAUCAAGUACUGCGGCUCUGACUAUACCCCAAGUGAGGUGCUAAGGAUGGAGCUGGCUAUUUUGGACAAACUGCACUGGGAUCGCUGUAUUGGGACGCCGCUGGACUUCUUGAACAUAUUCCACGCCCUGGUGGUCGUGGGCUGGCCCCGCGUGGUGGAGCUGCUGCCUCAGAGGAAUCCUUCCCUCCACGUCGCGUCCCUGACCAAGCAGCUGCAGCACUGCAUGGCGGGCCACCAACUGCUGCAGUUCAAGGGCUCCACACUGGCCUUGGUCAUCAUCACCUUAGAGUUGGAGAGGCUCAUGCCCGACUGGUGUGCUCCUAUAUCUGAUCUGCUAAAGAAAGCACAGGUCGGCAUUGAGCAGUUUGUCCACUGCAGGAUAUUGGUAAAGCAGCAGCUGACAAGUUAGUUUAGUCCUCCUCCUGCACAGACAACUUUUUCUUUCACCUGCGCUCCUACCCCAGUGCCCUUCAGAGCGUAAUGGCAACCUCUCCUUUGUUGGCCUCCUCUGAAUUCUAGGCUGUAUGGAUUUUGUAACAAGAAAGGGAAAAAGUCCUAGAAGAACAACUGAGAAAAAAAUUCCUGGGUCCUUAGAAGAAAAUAAAGGGAAAAAAGGUUGGGGUCACUAGAGAUAAGGGCCCUGCUCCCUUCUUUCCCCUGGACCUUUUCCCAGGGAGAAUGAAUGAGCGCUUACUUGGUUUUCCUUCCCCAGCAAGGGCUGGUAUCAGCCCCAAGCGAGCUGGAGUAUGAAGCCAGAGGAAGGCCUUGCUCAGGGCUGAAGGGCUGGGCUGGUUGUUUUUUGUUUUGUUUUGUGUGUUUUUUGUUUUAGGGCCAGGCUGGGUUUGACUGACCAGGUUUUGCUGCUCUCCCACCCAGAGCUGGCCAGGUCCUUCCGGCCUCCCAGGCUCAUAGCAAGCACAUGUGCAGCACCUCAAGCCCCAGCCAGCCUGCCUGCCACUGCAAAAAUAGGACAGUCCCUCCAGAUACAAUUACCCUGAUUUGGCCAUGACUUAUGUCUUCUCUUCACAAGGACUGUAUUAUAAAGUACGCUUUGUUUAAUGUACGAUAAUUUGAUCAAGCUUUAAGAAUAUUUUCCUUUUGUUACUCGUAAGCAAUGUCGUUGAUCGGCAUAACUAGUGAAAUUUUUA
This is a messenger RNA of Myotis brandtii (Brandt's bat), 1537 nucleotides long. It is a transcript of the gene CCNI2, whose product is annotated as cyclin I family, member 2. Gene Ontology annotation, cellular component: cyclin-dependent protein kinase holoenzyme complex; cytoplasm; nucleus. The coding region runs from base 1 to 798 and encodes 265 amino acids. Gene Ontology annotation, biological process: regulation of cyclin-dependent protein serine/threonine kinase activity; mitotic cell cycle phase transition. The record is from RefSeq and is a predicted model, not a curated record. Gene Ontology annotation, molecular function: cyclin-dependent protein serine/threonine kinase regulator activity. Lineage: Eukaryota; Metazoa; Chordata; Mammalia; Chiroptera; Vespertilionidae. The transcript is spliced from 6 exons.